AUGCCUCCGCCGCCUCCUCCCCCCCCGCCGCCGCCGCCCAUGCCCGGGAAGGCUGCCGGACCUCCUAAGGGCGGACCUCCAAGGGGUGCUCUCCUUUCAGAUAUCUCCAAAGGUACAAGGCUCAAAAAAACCGUUACAAAUGACAGAUCCGCACCUCUUAUUGCAAAGUCGUCCGGAGGCUCGGGAGGCCCUCCUCUUGCGGGUGCCCCUCCGGUUCCUGGGAUGGCCCCUAAACCACCAGUCGGGCUGGCCCCCCCUGUCCCCGGAGGCGCUGCGAAUAGACUGAGAAGUAACAGUGCUGGAAAUGAUGGCUCCGGGGGUGACAGUGGUGUUCCAUCAGCGCCCCAGCUAGGCGGGUUGUUUGCUGGCGGAAUGCCUAAGCUGAAGAAGCGCGGAGCGCAGAAUAAGCUCGAAAGAAUACUUGCCUCCUACGGGAGCUGCGCCCAAGGCGCAUUACCAUCGAACAAAGCACCUACUUUUCGACCAUCUCCUCCACCAUCUAAAGAUGCUCCAUCAACACCUCCCGUCAACCCACUGGUAGCCAACCUCCGAAAACCACCACCACGACCGGCUCCAAGGCCAUCAUCCGCAAUCUCAACACACUCAACCAAACCAGAGGUACCACCGCCGCGCGCACCACCUCCAGUGCCAGGCUCUGGUAGGCUUCCACCUCCUCCUCCUGCGCCUCCAGCGUCAAGGAAGGUCUCCGCGCCUGCCGCUCCUCCACCACCACCUCCAUCAACAUCUCCUGCUCCUCCACCACCCAUAGCACCACCACCUCCGCUAUCGGCAGCACCCAGGCCACCUCCAGCGCCUCCCUCAGGCACAAAUGGAACACAGGCAUCAUCGAUAGCCAUGCAGGCUGCGCGCAAUGCAUUCGGGUCUCCGGCAGUCCCGCCUCCGCCUCCUCCACCAUCAGCUCCCGCGGUGCAUCCACCUCCUCCGCCGAUUUCACCUCCGUCAUCAGCACGAACAUCCUCGCUCGUAUCAACACCACUUUCUUCUCGUCCUUCCUCAUUUUCAGAUAACCAACAUAACGCACCACAUCAUCAGCCUCCCGUACGCUCCAUGCUUGACCCAAGCUCGUAUACCCUCACUAACGGCGGCUCACAUCGCCCCGGAGCCCAAAAGGGUUCAUCCAACGGUAGAAUAAGGAUCGAAGACCCCCGAUUCAAAUUUCAGAACGAAUCACAGUUCCCGAAGCCGAGAGAAUUCACGGGCGGCCAGAAGAUGUACAGGGCCGGUAGAGGUAGCAGCGUACCGUUAGACCUAACGUCUUUGUCAUGA
Molecule: messenger RNA, 1287 nt
Organism: Nannizzia gypsea CBS 118893
Lineage: Eukaryota; Fungi; Ascomycota; Eurotiomycetes; Onygenales; Arthrodermataceae
Product: basic proline-rich protein
Exons: 3
Coding region: 1-1287 (428 amino acids)
Molecular function (GO): actin binding
Source: RefSeq, a predicted model, not a curated record